AUUAAUAUCAUGGCGACAUUCUCUUACCCGUCUACAGAGGAGACAACAAAUGCCUGUAGAGUGUGUCGACUUGUUCUGGGUCCAUGUACAGAUCAACUUCGUGAUGUUUUACGUCAUCAUGUACCAUCGUCAACAUUCCCGCAAGUCAUUUCACGAGAGAUAAGCAAUCUUCCCCGUCUGACAGCACCACAAAUGAAUCUUAUUUUACCAAGAGGCAGUAGUUAUAUAGGAAACUAUAGUGAUAUGGACAUUCCUUUAUUGUACACACUGCUUAGAAACAUUUGUAGUAUACCACAACAUAAGAACGGUUGGGGAAAUGAUCCAUGUCCUACCGAUAGAUCUCUCUCAGCCAACAUUGAAAGGAUUAGAAUGGCAAGAAAUCAGUGUGCUCAUUCUUCUAGUCCUGUCCUUUCCAAUGCUGGAUUCAACACAGUCUGGUCAACUGUCAGAUCAGCAGUAGUUGAUCUUGAUUCUUUCCUUAACAAUGGAAACCAGUAUGAAAGAGAGGUAGAUGUUUUGAGGCAUGAGACAAUGGAUCCUGGCCGUGAUCGUCACUAUAUAGAGGAACUGAGAAAACAGGCUGAAGAAGAUGUAGCCACUAGAGAAAGAGUUCAUGGCCUUGAGUGUAAAGUCGAAGAGGUUGUUAAAGAUCAAAAUGUGAAAGAAAAUAAGAUGAAGCAAAUUGCUGAUGAAGUAUUAAAGCUUAAAGAUGUAUCUAUUCCUUCAAAUGUGAAAGCUCUUCAUGAGAUUGAUGUCAUACACUGGAGAAAAGAUGACACAGUUUUCCUUGAAUCUCACAACUUCCCUUCUAUGCUAGUAAAGGUGAAGAAAAAUUCACAUGUGACGUUUAUUGGUGUCCCGGGGUCUGGAAAAACAGCCACAGCUCGUCAUAUCGCCCUGAUGUUACAACUGGAAGGGUAUGAGAUUGUACCCAUCAAAGACAUCAGAAAGAUAGAGGACUACUGUGAUCCCAGGAAUCCACAGGUUUUUGUCAUUGAUGAUGUGGUAGGUGUAUUUGGACUUCAAGAAACAAAACUAAACCUUUUGUCUGAUUACCAGAAAAGAAUCAUCAAGCCUACUAUGCCGAAAUCAAAAACUCUCAUGACAUGUAGAGAGGCAGUGUAUAGAAAAACAAUUGAGUCAAGUUCAUUUUUUACAAAUGAAACCAACCUUGUUAUGUUACAUAGUGAAGCUAAUGCUUUAACUGAUACUGACAAAAUUAAUAUACUUAAUAUGUACAAGAUAGAAGUAGACCUGUUGUCUCCUGCGAAUUUGACAUCUGCAUCAAAAAUGUUUCCCUAUCUUUGUAAACUAUAUUCAACAGAGAAGAAAUUCCAGUUGUAUGGGUCUGUAUUUUUUCAAAAUCCAGUUCCAUGCAUUUUGAAAGAACUUGAAGAAUUAAAAAAACAAAACAAAAUCCAUUAUGUUUCUUUGGUUUUAUGCAUGAUGAACGAGAACAAAAUGUCGGAGAAAAUCCUAGUAGAAUCAGAAAACGAGGAAGUUAAUAAAAAAUUCAAUGAAAUGAAACAUUGUGUUCUGCAGAAAUGCAAAGUUUGCAGACAAACUGAUAAUUUUAAAUUUGUCGAUGCAUUGUCAGAAAUGGAGGGGACUUUCACAAAACUCUGUGAAGCUCAGUAUAGAUUUGCUCACGAUUCUAUGUUUGAAAUCGUUGCAUAUCAUUUUGGAUGUCAGUUUCCAGAACUCAUUUUACACUUUAUGAGUAGUAGUUAUAUUGCAAAUUCUGUAAAACUUCGUAAAUCUCAAACGAAAAAAUUAAGCAAUAUGCCUCAACAAGCGAGUGACAAUAUUGAAUUCAAUGGUAAAUGUGUGGAAGUGGAAACGAAUGUUGUACACGGUGGUGAAAGUAUACUAAAGGAAGAGAGUGUCGUAUUUAGUGGUGAAAAUAGUCUCUACAGAGACAUAGAAAAUAUGGAACUAUAUGAUGUUUUUAUGAAUAAUGUUUUAAAACAACCUAAGGUGUGUCAGGCUUUUAUUGAGGUAUUGAUGUCAAAGUCUUACACAGAGUUAAAAUCUCUAUUUCUGUCAGAACAGAAAGACGUGUCUAAGGUAAUGAGAAAAAGAGAACGUGUGAUAAAGGAGAGUGAGAAGAGGGAUAAGAGGAGCUGGGAAAGUGGUAGACAGGAGGUAGUGUUGAAUGAGAGAGGAACAACGGACAGUGUCAGGGUUAUCAGUUGGGUUGUUUAUUAUGGACAUAAUCAGAUUCUUAAGUAUAUUUCAGAACAAAUUCAAUUACACGGAGAAACUCUCUGUGAACUAUUUCCUAGGAAUUGUUCUAACACUGAUAUGAAGUAUACAAAAGGAAUGGGGAAUAUCACUCAACAAACUUCUGAACAGUAUCGCCUACUACUACUGGGUUGUUACAGUGGUGAUCUAGAGACUGUUAGAAUAUUACUGAAAAAUGUAAAUGAAAAUUUAAUCGACAUUCAACAAAAUGUAGAUGACCAUUUCAUGUGGUAUGACACACCACUGACAGCUGCAUGUGAGGGUGGACAUAAGAGUGUUGUAAAGGAGCUGCUAAAAGCUGGUGCUGAUGUUAAUUUACAAAGUUGGGAAGAUACGCCAUUAACAGCAGCAUGUAUUGGUGGACAUAUAGGUGUAGUGAAAGAGCUGCUAGAGGCGGGGGCAAAUAUUAAUGUACAUGUCGAUAUUGAUACACCAUUGACAGAAGCAUGCAGUUAUGGACAUAUAUGCAUAGUGAAGGAGCUGCUCGAAGCAGGCGCUGUAGUCAACCUUCAUGGUAGGGAUAAUUCACCACUGGUAGCAGCAUGUGAGAGUGGAUAUAAGAGUGUAGUUAAGAAGCUUCUAGAGGCGGGGGCUAAUGUAAAUAUACACGAUAAGGAUAAUACUCCAUUGACGGCUGCAUGUGAAGGAGGACAUAUGAAUAUAGUGAAGGAACUGUUACAGGCGGGAGCCGCUGUUAAUCUGCAUGGUAAUCAUGAUACACCACUGACAGCAGCAAGUAGGGUUGGAUAUAUGGGUAUAGUGAAAAAGCUGUUGGAGGCUGGGGCAGAUGUCAAUCUUCAAGGUUACUAUCAAACACCAUUGAUAGCAGCAUGCAUGGAAGGACACAUGAGUGUAUUGAAGGAACUGCUAGAUGCAGGAUGUAAUGUCAAUCUACAAGGUGAUGAUUCUACACCACUGACUGCAGCAUGUAAAAAAGGCCUUAUAAAAGUAGUGAAGGCGCUGCUUGAAGCAGGGGCUGAUGUCAAUCUACAAUGUCACCGUAAAACACCAUUGACAGAAGCAUGUGAGGGUGGAUAUCUCACUAUAGUGAUAGAGCUGCUAAAAGCAGGAGCUAAUGUUAAUCUACAAGAUCAAUACAAUACACCAUUGACAGCAGCAAGUGAGAAGGGGCAUUUGAGUAUUGUAAAGCAGCUGAUAGAGUCGGGGGCUCAUGUAAAUCCAAAAUAUCAUUGGAAUACACCGCUGACUACAGCAUGUGGUGGUGGGCAUAUGAGUGUAGUGAAGAUGUUGCUCGACGCAGGAGCUGAUGUCAAUCCACAAGGAGUCUUUAAUACACCAAUGACAGCAGCAUGUAGGGGUGGACAUAUGAGUAUCGUGAAGACGUUGUUAAUGGCGGGGGCUAAUAUCAAUCAAGUUAAAUGUAGAACACCACUGUCAGCAGCAUGUGAGGGUGAGCGUAAUGAUUUAGAGAAAGGGUCACCAGAAGCAAUGAAAUAUAUCUAUCCACAAUGUGAUAAGCCAUUGACAGUGGCAUGUAAGGGUGGACAUCUAAGUAUAGUGAAGGGGCUGCUUGAGGCAGGGGCUAAUGUAAAUCCACUAGAUAAAAACACAACACCUCUGACAGCAGCAUGUGAAGGUGGGCAUAAGAGUGUAGUGAAUGAGCUACUUAAGGCGGGAGCAGUUAUCGAUCCUCAAGACCAGAAUAAUAAUACCCCACUAACUGCAGCAUGUCAAGGUGGACACAUAGAUGUAAUAAAGGACUUGCUAAAGGCAGGGGCUAAAAUCAAUGCAUUAGGCAAAUUCAAUACACCACUGAUAGAAGCCUGUCAAAAUGGACAUUUAAAUGUUGUCAAGGAGCUUUUGGAAGCUGGAGCUGCUAUGAAUUUAAAAUGUGAAUAUAAUACACCACUGACAGCAGCAUGUAAAAGUGGACAUACGUUGAUUGUUAAAGAGCUGUUAGAGGCAGGGACUUAUGUCAAUCAACGAGGUAAAGAUGAUACGCCGCUGACAACAGCAUGUAAAGGUGGGCAUCUGGGUGUAGUAAGGAAGUUGCUAGAGUCGGGAGCUGAUGUAAAUCUGCCAGUUUACUGUAAUACACCAUUGACUGCAGCUUGUGAGAAAGGACAGAUGCUCGUAGUGAAGGAGCUACUUGAGGUAGGGGCUGAUAUCAAUCAAAGAGAUAAAUGUAAUACACCUCUUACGAUAGCAUGUAAAAGUGGACACCUGUGCGUAAUAUAGAUGUUAAUAGCGUCGGGGGCUGAUGUAAAUCUGCAAGGAUACUGCAAUACACCAUUGACUGCAGCAUGUGAGAGUGGGCAUCUAUGUGUAGCAAGAGAGCUGCUAGAGGCUGGAGCUAAUGUCAAUCUACAAGGACGUUUCGAUACCCCUUUAAUAGCUUCUUGUACUGCUGGACAUUUAAGUAUAUUAAUGGAAGUCCUUGAUGCAGGGACUGAUGUCAAUCAACAAGAUAUAUGUAAGACACCUCUUACAACAGCAUGUAAUAAGGGACAUGUAAUUAUAGUGAGGAAGCUUCUUGAGGCGGGUGCUGAUGUUAAUCUAGGAGACGAAUAUAAUACACCACUGACGGCAGCGUGUGAGGGUGGACAUACAAGUGUAGUGAAAGAGUUGCUAAAGGCAGGGGCUGAUGUUCACAAAAAAGAUUGUGAAGGAAGAACUCCUCUUUAUGUAGCAAUUUUAAAUCAUACUAAGUCUGAUGUAGCUGUAGUAUUAAUUCUCAAAGAGUACGGUGCAGACUCAACAAUCUGUAAUGAUGAGGGUCUUUCAUCACUUUAUAUUGCAUUAUUAAAAAACAAGGUCGGGUUGGGUCUGGAUGUUAAUCAGCGGAUUCAGCUGUAUAGUGGUUGUUAUUGGGAGUCUGAUGUGAGACCUUUGCUGUUUGUGCUGAUCGAUGAAGAAGAUGUGAAGGACAGAGAAGAGAGGUUGAGGAUCUUACUCGAGGCGGGAGUAGAUGUCAACAUCAGGGUGUUGUACAGAAAAUAUACUUCUGAGUUAGACAGUGAGAGUGUGUUUGAUGAGUUUAGUGAUGAGGAUGACGGUGAUGAACAUUUAGAUAUAAGAUACAUGUUAGACAGCGAAGGCAUAACUGCUCUAGAGAGGACACGAAGAUUGGUGAGGAAGGUCAGAAACAGCAAAUACAGAGGGAGAAGAAUGAAAGUAUCUGAGUACAAGAGAGUGUUGAGUGAAUUAAAAAAGCAUAGAAGCAGUACUGAAAGACUGAAAGUUAUGGCAACCUCCUCUUAUUCAUCUACAGAGGAAACGACAAAUGCCUGUAGAGCUUAUCGACCUCUCCUGGAUCCAUGUACUGAUGAACUACGGGAUGUUUUACGUCACCAUGUACCACCGUCAAUAUUCCCACACGUCAUUGUUCAAAAAAGAAGUAAUCUACCCCGUCUGACAGCACCUCAAAUAAAUCUCAUUUUACCCAGAGGUAACAGUUAUACCGGAAACUAUAGUGAUAUGGAUAUUUCUUUAUUGUACAUACUGCUUAGAAACAUUUGUAGCAUACCACCACGCAGUAACGGCUGGGGAAAUGAUCCAGAUCCUACUGACAGAUCUCUCUCUGCCAGCAUUGAGAGGAUUCGUAUUGCCAGAAAUCAGUGUGUUCAUUCUUCUAGUCCCGCCCUCUCCAAUGUUGAUUUCAACAAAAUCUGGUCCACUGUCAGAUCAGCAGUUGUGGAGCUUGAUUCUUUUCUCAACAACGGAAACCAGUAUGAAAAAGAGGUGGAUUUUUUAAGACAUGAGACAAUGGACCAUGUCCGUGACCUUCAUUUCAUUGAAGAACUGAGAAAGCAGGCUGAAGAGGAUGAAGCAACUAGAAAAAUUGUUCAUGGCCUGAAGCGUAAAGUCGAAGAGAUUGAUUCAGACCAAAUUGAGAAUAAAAAUAACAUAUUGAAAAUUGAUGGUAAGCAUCACAUUAAGAUCCUAGCAGAUAAUAGUACAGUGGACUUUGGAUUGAUUCAGAAUAUGGUUGCCAGAUUUCCUUUGGAAAAUGCACUCUGCAAUCUGUGUAUUGCAUCAGCCAGGAGAAAAGCAUAG
Messenger RNA from Saccostrea echinata, 6261 nucleotides. RefSeq lists its product as uncharacterized. NCBI's taxonomy places the organism in Eukaryota, Metazoa, Mollusca, Bivalvia, Ostreida, Ostreidae. The record is from RefSeq and is a predicted model, not a curated record. Gene Ontology annotation, molecular function: protein binding.